This is a messenger RNA of Pedinophyceae sp. YPF-701, 384 nucleotides long. The record is from the annotation of a GenBank genome assembly. NCBI's taxonomy places the organism in Eukaryota, Viridiplantae, Chlorophyta, Pedinophyceae.
AUGAACAAGCCGCGCCAGACGCCGGGGACCUUCUUUGACGUUCAAUCGGCAGACUCGGGCAUCCCUGACGAUCCCGUCCGUCGGCCAAGGGGCGGAGGCGAGUCCGAGGAGAGCGCGUUCCUCGCGCAGUUCGGCCGGCAGACGCACCAGCGCAACCUCAGGGUCUUCUGGAAGCCGCUCCUCCUCGCAGGCUUCCUGACCAUCACCGGCUCCAUCCUGGUGAUCGUUGCGCUCGUGGAGCUCGAGCUCAGCGCCGCCUCGGGCCUCGCUCUGCUCAUCCUGGGCUGCCUCCUCCUCCUUCCGGGCGCCUACCACGCCCGCAUCGCGUUCAAGGCGCUCCGCGGCACGGAGGGCUUCUCGCUCUCCGACAUCCCGGAAGUCUAG